CGCCAAACAACUGCCUUGCCCUUAACGGUCAAUGGAAUUUCUCCCGUUAACAAGCGAGAAACGUCGAUCCUCCUAUUUUUGGCGCACGACGCCCUGGUCACUGGUCACUGGUCAUUAUUCUCCAACUGUACGCCCAGAUUUCUUGUUCUUUCGAUAGGGCCGUAACUCUCACUGCUUCCAUUGGCCAUGUCACUGUCAACAAGAGAAAAAGGCGCAGCUCUAAAUUGAACCAAACGCAGCCAUCACAGCCAUCCACUCCCAUUGGAUUGAUACCGCAUAUCUGCGUCACAUUUCUCGUGUUCACCUAGGCUGAAGGGUUACUCUGCAUGGCUAUCCCUUGAAACAAUCAGUCAGAACAAAUAUACCUAGGUAUGAAGCUGGAGACAAGUAUGCCCGUGUAUGCCUCGUGCCUGGCCGAACAUACCCGAACCUGGGCUCGUGGGCUCUUGGGCUUUCCCUUCGGACAAACCGAGAGUCAUUUGUGAGACUAACCUACUCCAACCUAGACUGGUCACUGAUAGGGGGAUGAUGGGGGCAUAGCCAUGAGAGCUUCCACCCCAACUUCACUAUUCAAGCGUGCCUAAAUCCUUCACUGCCUGAAGCCGUGCUCAUCACAAGCAAGAUUCAGACAUGACCGCAGAAACGGGUACCAUUCUUUCAGGUGAUAGUUUGACGCCCACCAACUCACUGUCGUCGUGGGACUUGUCGUCAGAGUCCGCUACUCUCACCCAAGAAGAGAGCGCCAAACAACAGAAGACACGGACUCUGGCACCCAACUUGACACGCCGCUCACAUAAGAAGUCUCGCGCCGGAUGCUUCUCAUGUAAAGGACGUAAGAUCAAAUGUGGCGAGCAGAAGCCGGAAUGUGGAAGCUGCUUACUCAAGGGUAUUACUUGCGUCUACCCUACGGAGCAAUCUACACGCAAGUCCAACUUGCCUUUGAUCAGGCGAAAUCCACCCACAGCGCCAUCAUUUCCGUUCCCUGGCGCCGCAUUCUCCAUGAUGGACAUGCGCUUCUUUCAUCACUUUCUGACAGUGGCGUAUCCUCAUUUACCAGUCGGCAAUGACCACGUCUGGGUCCAUGAAAUACCACAAUUUGCAGAGCAACACGAAUAUCUGAUGCACGCCAUUCUCUCGUUGGGAGCCUCGCAUCUGAGUCGUCUUACCGGGAUCGACUACCGCCGCGAGUCCCUUGUCCACCGUGGGCAGGCGCUUGCCGGGCUGAAUCAUGCACUCAGUCAAGCGUCAAGGUCGUACGGCGAGUCCGACGCCAUGCUUGCGUCGUGUUAUGCCCUCACCUUCCAAGCCUCCUAUAUGGGUGACGGGUUGACAGACUUCAUAACCAUGGUACGAGGCUGUGCGCUUACUACGGACAAGAUUCGACGCGAACAUUCUCCCACCGCCUUCAAUCUCCAACCUGACUGGCACUUCAAAUUCAUGGCGCCACGAUUGGAGCAUCUCCCACCGGUCGAUCCCACGUUGCUGGAGGACGCCUACAUUGCCCUCGAAGAGAUAAGACCAUAUCUGACGGAUGACACACAUUUUGAUUUCCACGCUGGUCUGGUCGACAUCGUCAUCUCAUUGCAAGCCAGCUCGGCUUCGGGUUACAUGCAAUUCACCGAGUUGUAUUCAAUAUGGUACGACCUCUGUCACGACUCGUUCAAAAGCUUCCUCGAUCCAAACAACCUGGUCGCGCAGCUAUUGCUCGCUUAUUUUGUGGGCGUUCAACUCCUCAUCAUCCCCAUCGCGACCCACGAGUUCUUACACCGCGCGGAUGUCUCGAGAAUUCGUGUCCUUUACGGCGUGACCGAAUGGGCCGAGAGCAUCUUCGAGCGUCUGGAGGAGUCGGAACUCCGGGAGCACCUGUCCUGGCCGCGGAGCAUUAUCUCCACGGUCCUUGCCGAACUAAACGGUCAGAUUCUGCAGGCGCCGUCGGUGUUGCAGCUACAUCUGACGAGCAAAGAUAUCGUGCCGAACACGACAAUAUUGGCUCCCCCAUGAUCAACGUGCAGGAAACGAAAGAGAACAACUAAAGUCAUCACGUGUUAUGGUGUGUGUACUCAGGGUGAAACUGGAGGCAAAGCUCGAGAAGGCCUCUCAUUGAUGAAAUGAAUGGAAACGCAGCGAAAUGAUCACUCAGAUACCUCUUCUCAACUCUGAACUUCUCUAAAUUCUUGACUCCACAACGCCCAAAUGGCAUCGAGUAACAAACCAACUACAUCACAGACCAAACACCACACAAACACCCAAGUUGUAACGCAGCAGACACCACCCUCCCUGCACCCCUCGAAUUGGGCGCAGGCGGCACUCGCAAGGGCCACAGUCUAUGAGAAGCCCUCUCGCCAUCUGGCCAACUCGUUUUCCUUCUUGAUCACCUCAACUCAUGAUCCUGUUUAUAUCAGGCUCCGUCUCUUUAAUCCAGCAGCACUUGUUGGCAUUGCCUGAUUUCGCCUGCGUCUCAAGCUUAGGCGCGAUUCAACCUAGCAUUCGGCCUCUUCCCAUCAGGCCCAAAAUUCUCCAUCCCAAAAUCGGUCCGUGGCUUCUGCUGCAUCCAACGAGUCGGAUGAUACCACGCGAGGACGGCCAGGGCACAGAACAUUGGUGUGCCCUCCAGGACGUACAGACACCAUUCGUGGUUAAAAGGAUACCCGUCGAUUCCGAGGGCAAAUUCGACGACACGGUAGAUCGAGCGGACCUGCACGUACACACAAUGAGUCAGCGACUGCGAAAUCGGGUACAUCCAGAAGGAGCUGUGACGGACCUGGACGAAGAAGCUGGCGACCCACGCCCCCAAAAUCACCUUCUUCACACACGGAUUGAAUCCAGUCUCUUGAUUUCCCUUCACCCUCGUCACGAAUCUCCCCAUAAGGAGCAGGAAGACGGUGAACGUCGCCAGUUGCAGUGCCAGUCCAACGAGCAGUACAUUCGUUCCGAUAUCUUUGAGGUUGCCUUCCCAAUUGCCUGAACUCGCGAUGCCCGAGCCGGAACAUUGUGUGAGGAAACUCACUACAUCACUGGUGAUGAAAACUCGGCCAAGCCAGCGGGGGCUGAUGCGGAAGAAAACGCGGUCGGGUCCGUCGGGCAGAGUCGUGCGGAUCAGACGCGUCAGGAGCAGGUAAAGCGUGGCGCAGACAAAGAUGGGCGAGAUGACGAUGUAAGAGGCCGAUAUCGCAUAUAGGGGGAUGGAGGAGUUGUUAUGUAUGGAGGCGAUUCGGACAGACCAUCCGCACGUGGAUAUGAGGCCCGCGACGAACAGCGGGAUGGUAUAUUUGUGUUUGAUGGCGCAGUGGCGGGAGGAUAUGAAGUUGAUGUAGAAGUGCCACAGGGUCAGGACGGCGUAGAGAACGGAGAAGAUGACGGCUGCGGGUGUGGAGGGAGAGUAGAAAUACAAUUCGACGUCGUCGGUGGAGGCGGUGGAGUUCGACAUGGUUGUCUGGGUUUGGGUUUUUGAGGUCACAAAAGUCGAGACUGCGCCUGUCUAUUCGGUAUUGGAAUCGGUUGCCGUUGCUGUCAAAGGUUGGAUGAGGUAUUGAUCUGUCCUGGAAUUGGUCUGGUUGUAUCAGUAUGGAGAGGGCAAUUCGUGCUUCGGCUUUGCGUUGGGGGCGAUUGGACAAAUUCCACAAUGAGGCCUCGGGGUCGGCCAGUAUGACAAUGACAAUCGCAGUGAUAAUGACAAUGAAGCCAGUUCGGGAUGAGAACAAUAGUAUGACACUGUCAGUAGAUUCGGAACAAAGGAGUCAUUCAUAGGGCCUAUCGAGACAAAAGAAAAACAAUGGAAAGGAUUCAGGUAGGUCUAUAUAUACUCUCUCGAAGCCAUCAAGGUGCAUUGCAAGUGCCAGUGCCAGUG
Exophiala xenobiotica is the source of this 3847-nucleotide messenger RNA. RefSeq lists its product as uncharacterized. Lineage: Eukaryota; Fungi; Ascomycota; Eurotiomycetes; Chaetothyriales; Herpotrichiellaceae. The transcript has a single exon. Gene Ontology annotation, molecular function: DNA-binding transcription activator activity, RNA polymerase II-specific; zinc ion binding. The coding region runs from base 631 to 2001 and encodes 456 amino acids. The record is from RefSeq and is a predicted model, not a curated record. Gene Ontology annotation, biological process: regulation of transcription by RNA polymerase II.